UUCCUCUCAUUUCCCCUAACAACAACAACAACAAAAAAAAUAAAAACAUUUCCCCAAAUCUCAAUAACAACAAAGCACUUCCCUCUCUCCUCUCCUUUUUUUACUUUAUUUUUAUUAUCGCAGGAGAGUAAACAUUUAAAAGUUUUUUUAUUUUCAUUCCCUCAUUUUUCUCGUUAUUAUUAUUUCUCCAUUUUAUUUUUAGUUUUCUCUAAAAAUUGGCCAAAAACGAUAAAAAAUCAGACAACAACAUUUUAUUUUUUUGUUUUCAAAAAAUUUUGUUUAAAAUUAAAACCACAUUUCUUAUAAAAUCAGUUUCCUUAUAUUAAUUUCUUUAAAUUAUUUUCUUUUAAGAUUUUCUUCAUACUAAGUUAUUUAAAGGCGUAAAAUGGCCCACCCACAUCUAACCCACAUAAUCGUCCCCUACUCUUCCCGUUUGCUGUCAGAAUUACAGCCAGGCCAAACACUUCUUGUUCAAGGCAAUAUUUUACAAGAGGCUAAGCGUUUUGAAAUAAACUUGCUGAGUGAAUGUUUUGAAGUAAAUCCCCAUGUUGGCUCUGUUCCCCUUCAUGUGUCUGUUAGAUUUGAUGAAAACAAAAUUGUCCUAAACUUGUUUAAUGCUGGUGAAUGGGAAAAGGAAGAGAGACAUUCAAAUCCUUUUAAGAAAGGGGAAACUUUUGAUAUUCGAAUUCGUGUGCAUGAAGAACGCUUUGAAUUACUUGCCAAUCAACACCAUUUGGCUGAUUUUAAACAUCGACAUGCUUUCACAAAAAUUGAUCAUAUGCAAAUAACUGGUGAUAUUACACUCUCCAACGUUCAUUGGGGAGGGCGUUAUUUUGAAAUACCAUUUCAGUCAACCUUUCAUGGACAUUCACUUAAAAAUGGUCAACGUGUUUUUAUCUAUUCAAUUGCGAAAGGCGAUUUUAGCGUUAAUUUUGUCGGUGCAAAUGGAGAUUUUCUUUUUCACUUAAAUCCUCGUUUUAGUGAAAAACAAAUUAUUCGAGGUUCUCAGAAAAAUGGAACGUGGGGGGAGGAAGAACGAGAAGGUAAAUUUCCUUUGAAAAAGGGGGAGGCUGUUGAUAUUGCGAUACAUAAUGAGCCUUUUUCUAUUCAGGUUUUCAUUAACGGUAGUCAUUAUUGUUCUUUUGCCCACCGAGUGGAGGAUCCAAACAAUGAAUAUAAAUUUUUACGUGUAGAAGGGGAUAUUGAAUUAACUGGAGUUGAAGUAAGUCAUUGA
Meloidogyne enterolobii is the source of this 1234-nucleotide messenger RNA. NCBI's taxonomy places the organism in Eukaryota, Metazoa, Nematoda, Chromadorea, Rhabditida, Meloidogynidae. The record is from the annotation of a GenBank genome assembly.